AUGAAAGGAAACUAUACCCAAAUAAUAAAACUCGAACGUAUUCAAAAUAGAACAUGGUUUAUCCAAUAUUUAGCUCACAGCCAAGAAUUUGAAAAAAGACUCAAGAAAAAUACUGAAAAGCAUUUAUAUCAUGGCUGCCCUGAACAAGCAGCAAAUUCAAUUAUAGAUACUUAUUUCAAUAGGAGUUUUGGUGGAGUGAACGGUGAGUUUUGUCUUUUUGUAGAAGUUUCGGUUUCAUGUGAAUGCAUUUUAUUUUCAGGAAUAGUAUAUGGUAUUGGUGUUUAUUUUUCAUCGAAUGCAGCCUAUAGUCACCACUAUGCUGUAUCAAAUGCCAAUGGAGAACGAUGCAUGUUUCUUGCACGUGUUCUGGUUGGAGAAACAACUCUUGGUCAUAAGUCGAUGAAAGCUCCGCCUAAAGGAUUCGAUUCAACAACUGAUCGGAAUCAUAUUUUCGUCACUUAUCAUGAUGCACAAGCUUAUCCCGAAUAUUUAAUUACUUAUCGGUAG
Rotaria sp. Silwood2 is the source of this 507-nucleotide messenger RNA. Lineage: Eukaryota; Metazoa; Rotifera; Eurotatoria; Philodinida; Philodinidae. The record is from the annotation of a GenBank genome assembly.